UUGUAUUCUAUUUAUUUCUUUCGUUGACCGUGUGUGUCGGGAUUGCGUCGCCGAAAAUCGAAAUAAUAACAUGUCUAAGUACACGCCCGUGACUCAUGUCAUAUUCGACAUGGACGGUUUGCUUUUAGACACAGAAAAGGUAUACUUGUCCAGCAUUACUGAAGUACUGAAAAAUCAUGGCAAGGACUACCCUAAUGACUUGCGAGUCAGAGUAAUGGGAACGAUACCAAUCAAUACUGCUUCGAUCAUAAUAAAAGAACUGGAAAUGGACAUUACUCCCGUUGAUCUUCUUGCUGAAUUCCAUGAAAAUCAGAUUGUCAAAAUGGAAAAUGUUCCGUUUUUACCAGGAGCUGAAAGGUUAAUCAAUCAUUUAUACACCAACAAUGUGCCAAUAGCUGUGGCUACAAGUAGUGGUAAAGAUACUUUUAAAGUGAAAACAGCAAAGCAUCAACAUAUUUUUUCAAAAUUCCAUCACAUUGUACUUGGUAGUGCAGAUUCAGAAGUCAAACAGGGAAAACCAGCUCCAGACAUAUUCCUAGUUUGCGCAUCUCGUUUUGACGAUAAACCUCUACCAGAAAAAUGUUUAGUAUUUGAGGACGCCCCAAAUGGGGUUACGGGUGCAAGGGCUGCUGGCAUGCAAACCGUUAUGGUUCCAGAUAAAAUAAUUCCUACGGAAAUGACUUCUCAUGCUACUCAAGUGAUAUCUUCACUGUUGGACUUUAAGCCUGAAGAUUUUGGACUACCUCCAUUUCAAUGACUGUCAAAAUUGAAAAAUUCAUAAAUCAAAUUGUGUUUAAUAAUAUUAUUAUUUAUUAGUAAACAAUAUAGAAAUAUUAAUAUUAUAUAUUAUUUUAAUUAUUUUAAUUGUUAACUCAUGUUUUUAGUGACUUGUAUUAAACAGCUGUUUGUUAACAAAUCUAGUCUUAUCUCUGUAUUCUGUAACUGAUUAAUAAAUAUUUGAUUAUUUAAUA
Messenger RNA from Aphis gossypii (cotton aphid), 971 nucleotides. Its product is annotated as probable pseudouridine-5'-phosphatase. The coding region runs from base 71 to 757 and encodes 228 amino acids. Lineage: Eukaryota; Metazoa; Arthropoda; Insecta; Hemiptera; Aphididae. The record is from RefSeq and is a predicted model, not a curated record. Gene Ontology annotation, molecular function: phosphatase activity. The transcript is spliced from 4 exons.